Molecule: messenger RNA, 861 nt
Organism: Rotaria sp. Silwood1
Lineage: Eukaryota; Metazoa; Rotifera; Eurotatoria; Philodinida; Philodinidae
Source: the annotation of a GenBank genome assembly
AUGACAAAAGAAGAAUCACCCAUUCUUCAAGAUAUACUUUUUAAUUCAACAGCAAUGACAUACGAUAAUAAUGAAGACUGUCAACUUUCUAUCGAUUUUACUGAUAUUGAUAACAUUUCUGUUCCAUCAUCAACUUCGUCAAUUUAUGCUGAUCAACAACAAAAUAUUGUUUCAUAUGAUUCUCCAUCAGUAGAUUUACAACAUCAUGGUAUUUUCCUUUCAUUUAUUAAUCCACCAGAACCGGUCUAUCAUGUACGUUACUUAAGCGAAAUUACAAAUUUACCAAUCGAUGGACAUCUAGUCACUACAAAGAAAUUAAAGAAAAAACAUCUGUCAGGACGAUAUAUCAAAGGAAUACGUGGUCGAUAUGUCACUGUUGAGCUUCCGACAAUUCUAUCUGAUAAUUCUAAUCUUUUUAUACGUGUUACUCGUCUUACUGUGCCGUAUCAAGAUAUAUCAUUUAUUCAUCCAUAUCCUCUUCUAUAUUCAUGUGCAAAGAAAAAAAUGCGCUCUGAUAUCAUUAUUCAAGGUUCAUCAAUCUAUUUUAAGAUAAACAAAGAUGAGAUUUGUUCUCGUUCAAAACAUUUUUCUCAUAUCAUUUUUACACGUCUUAAACAAUGUCAUCUUAAACAUAUAAACACUUUAUAUUCAUUUGAUAACAAUGAAAUGUCUUAUCCAUUUAUUGGAAAUAAUGCUAAAACUAAAAUUGCAUAUUAUCAAUUAAAAAAAUCUCAACUUGAUUUUCGUCUUGUAAUUCGAUGUGAACAAACUGGUGAAUUUUUUAAUACAAAUAUUUAUUGUCGAUCAAAUCCAUUACUUGAAGAAGAAGGUAUGGAAUUGAAAAAAUCAUUAACAUCAUAA